GUGUGCGGUGGCGGCGGGAGGAGACGAAAGAGAAAUAUGCAGGCGGUGGCACGGGCGGCGCGUGGGCUCGCGGCUGCGGCUGCGGCUGCGGCUGCGCGGCCGUCGGCGACGGAGGCAGGGCACCGCGGGCAGGUGCAGCAAGCUCGGGGCAUCGUGGUGCAGGUGAGGGACGGGAAUCUGGAGCGGGCGCUGUCGAUCAUGGAGCGCAAGAUGCGGUCCAGCGGCAUGGAGCGCCUCAUCCGGGCGCGCACCCAUCACCACGUCAAGGACUCGGAGAAGCGCGUGCUCGCACGUAAGGGGCUUAUGCAGCGCGUCCGUUCCCAGGAGCUCGGCAAGAAGCUCCGCGAGAUCCUCAUCAAGAAGAUCAGGGGCCAGUGAGGGCAUCAGCGCAUUGGCCGUUUACCGGUAGCAUUUGUGUGUGGGUGCUUCGUUUUGAGCGCGUAACGAUGCUGGGUACUUCCAUCGAUGGUUCUGUGGCGCAGCCUGAGAAUAACUCAACCUACCUUGAGCAAAAAGGCUUUUGCUAUAUUGCAUGGAGGACAGAUUGAUGGUAAAACUAUUGUUUUUUUAUUGUACAACUUAGUAUAUAUAUGGAUUUAAUUA
Molecule: messenger RNA, 603 nt
Organism: Zea mays
Lineage: Eukaryota; Viridiplantae; Streptophyta; Magnoliopsida; Poales; Poaceae
Exons: 2
Coding region: 37-378 (113 amino acids)
Biological process (GO): translation
Cellular component (GO): ribosome
Molecular function (GO): structural constituent of ribosome
Source: RefSeq, marked validated